This is a messenger RNA of Salmo salar (Atlantic salmon), 2071 nucleotides long. Its product is annotated as F-box only protein 6. Lineage: Eukaryota; Metazoa; Chordata; Actinopteri; Salmoniformes; Salmonidae. Gene Ontology annotation, cellular component: SCF ubiquitin ligase complex; cytoplasm. The record is from RefSeq and is a predicted model, not a curated record. Gene Ontology annotation, molecular function: protein binding; ubiquitin protein ligase activity. Gene Ontology annotation, biological process: SCF-dependent proteasomal ubiquitin-dependent protein catabolic process; glycoprotein catabolic process; ERAD pathway.
UAUUCGACAUUGGGCUGACAGAGAAGAGACAGUGAGAUGCUGCAUUUGUAAAACGUUAGAACAUAACCGAACCUUGAUUCUUGCGAUACAGGCCGUUAGCGCGAUACAGAUAAAACAAACUUGAUAUCGCCCAGCACCAACCACUAUUCUCAUUCUGUGCCGCGUGUAGCUUGUUGUCGGCCAGCCACAAGUCAUCAAAGUGCCACUACAGUCAUAGAGACUCCGUGUGCGGCAAAGCAAAUACGGAGAUUAUCUAAUCAAUGGAAGAUGGAAUUAAAAGUUAAAUGAUAAGUAUAUGCUACAACGAAGAAGAGCCAACUGUUCACAGACAUGCUACCUGUGCUCCCUCUUGAUGUCCUGGAGGAGAUGCUCCUAAAUGUCCCUCCACUGCAGGUGGUGUGUGUCUGUCGACUUGUGUGUCGUGAGUGGAAAGAAGUGGUGGACAGUGAUUCUCUUUGGAGAGAGAGGUGCCGAAGAGAAGGAUACCAGACAUGUGAUGCCACUAAAUUGCCUAAAGACUGGCGUUUGUUUUACUUCUUGUGUAAGAAGAGACGUAAUCUUCUCAAGAACCCCAGAGCAGAUGAUAAAUUCAAGGGCUGGCAAAUUAUGGAGAAUGGAGGGGAUAAAUGGAAAAUAGAGCCAGUGGAAGAAGUGCCGCAUCCUGACAACACGGUCCAAAAAUACUUUGCGACUUCUUACUCGACCUGCAGGAAGUCUCAGCUGAUUGACUUGGAGAAAGAGGGUUACAGGCCUUCUUUCAUGGAUGACUUUCAACCCGACAUCAUAAUAUCUGACUGGUAUGCUCCACGCUGGGACUGUGGAUCUGAAUAUGAGAUCUGUGUUGAGUUGCUAAAUCAUAAGAAGAAGCCAAUUAAGAAGUUUAGUCCAGAUACUGUUGUCUUUCAACAGUGGAAUGAUCAGAAAUGGAAUCAGAUGACUCAUGUGUUCAAAAAUUAUGGACCAGGUGUGCGUUACAUCCGAUUCAUUCAUGGAGGAAAUGACACUCAGUUCUGGGCCGGCUGGUAUGGAAUUCGGGUCACCAACAGUAGCGUCGAGAUCUGCCCAUCGGUGGACAGAGAUUUCGGUGUUCCCAUUUACUCUCCUAAGAGGUUAUAUUUGAAUAUUUUGCCGACCUGCACGCUUUGAAACCUCUCUUAGCGUAGUGUACAUCUUUCUGUCUUUUCAGCCUUAGGCAAUAGGCACAUUGAUGUUUCUCUGUGGAUAUAAAUGAUUCUGGCUGUACAAUACAGGUAACUGCCAAAAUAAUGGAAAUGCUUGAGUAAAUGAGGGAUACAAAGUAUAUUGAAAACAGGUACUUCCACGCAGGUGUUGUUCCUGAGUUAAUUAAGCAAUUAACAUCCCAUUGUACUUAGGGUCAUGUAUAAAAAUGCCCAGUUGCCCAUUAUUUUGGUUACUAUUGCUAGAGGAGAUCUCAGUGACUUUGAAAGAGGGGUCUCAAAGGAGCAUAGUGGUCGGUCUGUCUCAGUCACCAGAUCUCAACCCAAUUGAACACUUAUGGGAGAUUCUGAAGCGGUGCCUGAGACAGCGUUUUCCACCACCAUCCAACAAAACACCAAAUUAUGGAAUUUCUCAUGGAAGAAUGGUGACGCCUCCCUACAAUGGAGUUCAUCACACAGAAUAUAUGUAUGCUAAGGCACAUUGAAGCUGUUCUAGCUAGUGGUGGCCAGCGCCCUAUUAAGUCUGUUACCUUUAUCAUUUGUGUCCAUCUCUGAAUUGUACAGAGCAAAGCAAAAAUUCACAUUAUAUGCCUGGAAUACUUCAAUGUAUUUCUGCUUUGCUCUGUACAAUUCAGAGGAAGACAGACCAAAGGAAAGUGUGAACUUGAAUGUAAUGUAUUAUGUACAUAAACGUCUGACCCAUUUUGACAAAAACAUCUUUUAAGAAACGUAGUUGAACGCUUUUGCUUGUACUCACCUAUAUCUUAAUGUAAUUGUUGUCAUGUACAGUGCCUUCAAAGUAUUCAUACCCCUUGACUUACUCCACAUUUUCUUGUUACAGCCAGAAUUCAAAAUGUAUUAAUUAAAUUUUUCUAAAACAUGUAUACACAUUA